GUACAACUCUCCGUGAAGUCAUUCUUAUAAUAUACUGAAUGUUUGGAAUUUGUUAACUUCGUUCCGCUCUUCCCUUCGAAAUGGGUUUCCCAAUUAAUUACCUUCUGCAGCUGUUACAGUCCGUUACAUACCACUUCCUUCCCGUGGAUGGAGGAAAGUGUACCUUCCUCCUCUUCAACACCUGCCAAUCCCACUGUAACAAUAAUAACAACAACUGCUCCAUGAGCAAUAACGGUAGCACCACCCCCUUGGGUUCUCCUCUGACUCUUGACAACCUCAGCAUCGAGGAGGUCUCGAACAAGACUCAGCCUGCAACUAUGCCUUUACCUAUUAAUCCCCGUGCAUUGGCAUAUCCCACCAUUGUCUAUGAGACACGAAAGAAUCCUCCCGCCGUGAAGCACUCGCUGGCCGAGUCUUCCAACGGCGAGGCGCAGCCAGAAGACGAUGUGCAACGCUCCAUGGCCAGGAGGAAAAAGAACGAGCCGCCCAUGGACAUCAAUAAGAAGUGCAGCUACUGCGACAAGGUCUUCAAACGUCCGUGUGAUUUCACCAAGCAUGAAAAGACACACUCGCGUCCUUGGAAGUGUCCUGUCGAAGACUGCAAGUAUUAUGAGACUGGCUGGCCAACGGAGAAGGAACGCGAUCGUCACGUCAACGACCGUCACUCAGUCAACCCUCCAGCAUACAACUGCAAGUUUAGUCCAUGUACCUAUACCUCUAAGCGAGAAAGCAAUCUCAAGCAGCACAUGGAAAAGGCUCACGGCUGGACCUACGUCCGAUCCAAGAAGAACGGCAAGCGUGGACAGACUCCUACCUCCGCGUCUGAGAGCUCGCCCAAUCAGACUACUCCACCAACUCCCAACAUGCCGCUCACUCCGGCCAUGUCUACUCCCGUCUCUAGUCUGAGCACUGAGCUUCCUUCUCCCGCUAGCGGUCAUAUGCCUUCUCCUUACAACCAGCACAUGUCUGCAAACGAGCCUGUUAUUUAUCGGGGCAAUUACGUGGAUGGCUACACCAACAUGGCUAAUGGCCAGCCCUUCAACUUUGCCGAUCCACCAAUGAUGUCUGGUUACGACUAUUCCGACUUUCAACUUUUCCCGUCUGGUGAUCUCGACAACAUCAGCUUGGAUCCUGUUCCUCAGGCGACCAUCGAUGACUUUUCUGCCUUUAACCAGACUCUUGACACUUCCAAUGCUCACGAGUUAACCCAACCUCCAAGCGCCGACAUGAGCUUGGAUCAGUUGGGUCAGGAUAGCCUCAAUCCCUAUUGCUUUGACAAUGAGUUUUACAACUACCAGUCCAACGGGAUGGCCGACUUUCAACCUACCAAUGGAAUGCCCGACUACCAGUCUGUCAAUGGCAUGGCUGACUUUCAAUCGGCCAACGGGAUGCCUGACUUUCACACACACAACGGGAUGCCCGAAUAUUAAAUAUACAAUCGAUACAUCAUCAGCAUCAUCAUCAUUACACCGGACGACAGAUCGCCCAGAUUUAGAGACGUGACAUGACUAUUCUUUUUACCUUCAUAUUCUUCCUAUUCUUAGCCUGUAUUUCUUACCAUUAGCGAGACUUGCUUUCUUCUUUGCUAUCCAUUUCAUCUAUCUUCAGAAAGAAAGGAUUUAUCAUAUUUUUUUUUGGCGUGGGUUGGUUUUUUUUUUUUUGACAUGCAGACUGUCUGUACGACUUUUGUGUCGCCUUUUUUUUCCCACUCAGACAUCAAUUCUGCUCUUGCUCAGUGUUAUACGAUGUAUUAUCGACUGAAUCAAUCAAUAUUGAAUCUC
Messenger RNA from Talaromyces stipitatus ATCC 10500, 1781 nucleotides. RefSeq names its product C2H2 transcription factor (Ace1), putative. The transcript has 2 exons. Gene Ontology annotation, cellular component: nucleus. Gene Ontology annotation, biological process: regulation of transcription by RNA polymerase II. The record is from RefSeq and is a predicted model, not a curated record. NCBI's taxonomy places the organism in Eukaryota, Fungi, Ascomycota, Eurotiomycetes, Eurotiales, Trichocomaceae. The coding region runs from base 81 to 1430 and encodes 449 amino acids.